Molecule: messenger RNA, 939 nt
Organism: Lasiosphaeria miniovina
Lineage: Eukaryota; Fungi; Ascomycota; Sordariomycetes; Sordariales; Lasiosphaeriaceae
Exons: 2
Coding region: 204-773 (189 amino acids)
Source: RefSeq, a predicted model, not a curated record
AGAGGGCUCCUCGGACGGCACAGACGAGAAGACGUCGGCUAAGGACGCUGCUCUAGAAAAGGCUGGGACAACAUCGGAGCCGGAAAAGGGCGCCGAGGCGGUCAAGGUCAAGGAAGAGGCCGACGAGGGCCUCGAGAUGAAGAAGGACGCAUGAAAGACACGAAAUGAAUGCCCCCAUGAGGAACCCGAUUAUAUCACCAUGAAUGAAUGACGGUUGCGGGCCGGGUUGGAAGGGUGGAGAGGGGAAGGGGAAGGGGGAAGGGGGGCGUUGCUUUCAGGGGCCCAGGGAUGGAUGGAUUGAUGGAUGGAUGGGAUCAGGAACCGGCGGGAAAGAAGGACGUGGGGCCUGCAGCCUUUUUUUCCCCGCUUUUUUUGUCCCUUCUCCACUGUUUGUUAUUUUUUGUCGACUUACCCCAGCUGUUUAUUCUUUUUUGUGUUUGUUGUUGUUCUUGAUUUGCGCCUUCGCCCUCUCCUCCCCCCUUUUGUCCCCUCAAGCCAUAUUCGGGGUGGUUGGUCUGUGUAAUAGCCGGCCGGUCGUCAUCAAACGUGCAUCCAUCUAUCUGUCUUUCUGCAUCUCUCUCCCGCCUGUCUUAACUUUUGUUCCCUCGAUCUUCCUCAAAUCUAUCCCUGUGGCCAUGCAGCAACAAAACACACACUUGAACCUAAUGAUAUCUGUAUUAUUGAAACCCUACUUUUCCCUCCUACCCAUUCUUUGUGUUGUUAUUGUUGUCGUGGCCGUCUGUCUGUGCGGGGUGCGUGGAAGCGUGACUUGAUGUGCGGAUGAUCGAGUGGUUGGGAGGGUAUGGCAUGCGGCAUGAAGACCCUCGAAUACCCCUGGUCGAAUACUACACGAGGAGGAAUAGAGAAAUAGGGGAAAGAGAGAGAGAGAGAAACAAGGAAAAUAUAGAAGAAUAACAAAAGAGCUCGGCUUCCCUUAUA